Zasmidium cellare ATCC 36951 is the source of this 1164-nucleotide messenger RNA. RefSeq lists its product as uncharacterized. The record is from RefSeq and is a predicted model, not a curated record. The coding region runs from base 1 to 1164 and encodes 387 amino acids. Gene Ontology annotation, biological process: water transport; glycerol transmembrane transport. Gene Ontology annotation, molecular function: glycerol channel activity; water channel activity. The transcript is spliced from 3 exons. Gene Ontology annotation, cellular component: plasma membrane. Lineage: Eukaryota; Fungi; Ascomycota; Dothideomycetes; Mycosphaerellales; Mycosphaerellaceae.
AUGGAACCGAGGGACUACUCCGACGUGUUGGCCGACAAACGUUUGGACUUCCAACCACCAGUGGACACCAUGAGGAUCACACAUCGAGAGCAUCGGCGGAACGACUCUGACAACUCCACCGUCCUUACUGAGCCGGCGUAUGCAGAGGCCGGUGUCCCAAUCAACCGCAGUGCGACUGCAGAGGCGAAGAAGGAAUCCAAUGGCAGUCUUGCAUGGUCCAAGAUCCGGAGGUACUGCAGAGAGCCGCUGUCCGAGUUCAUGGGCGUCUUCAUCCUGAUUAUGUUUGGCGAUGGAUCCGUAGCGCAGGUCGUCCUCAGUAAUGGCGAGAAGGGUGACUAUCAGUCAAUAUCCUGGGGCUGGGGCAUUGGUGUCAUGCUAGGCGUCUAUGCCUCCGGAAUUUCAGGAGCCCACAUCAACCCAGCCGUAACCUUCGCCAACUGCGUCUUCCGCAAGUUCCCUUGGAAUAAGUUCCCCAUAUAUGCAAUCGCCCAAACCCUCGGCGCCAUGGUCGCCUCCGUCAUCGUGUAUAUGAACUACAAAUCCGCCAUCGACGUCUUCGAAGGCGGCGCCGGCAUCCGCACGGUACCAGGCUACUCCCCCAACGCCACUGCUGGCAUCUUCUGCACAUACCCAGCCGAGUUCAUGACGCGAACGGGCAUGUUCUUCUCCGAGUUCAUUGCCAGCACCCUGCUCAUGUUCCUCAUCUACGCCAUCAAAGACGACCACAACCUCGGCGCCAAACACCUCGUUCCACUAGCCUUAUUCUUUAUUAUCUUCGGCAUAGGUGCCUGUUUUGGGUGGGAGACAGGUUACGCAAUCAACCUCGCCCGAGACUUCGGCCCCCGCCUCAUGUCCUACGCCCUAGGCUACGGCCCCGACGUCUGGCGAGCCGGCGGCUACUACUUCUGGAUCCCCAUGGUCGCGCCCUUCUGCGGCUGCACCUUCGGCGGCUUCCUCUACGACGUACUCCUCUUCACGGGCGAAUCCCCCAUCAACACGCCGUACUGGGGCCUCUACCGCUUCGUCCCGGGCAUGCGGCACAAAUACGACGACGUCGAGUUCCAUCCGGAAUAUCUCAAGGAGGAUUUUGGCGGCGAGAAGGCUAUGCCGACCGUGGCGCCGGUGUCUGUGGGUUCCGGAUCGAGUCCUUCGUCGGAGAGAUGA